Messenger RNA from Glossina fuscipes, 3586 nucleotides. RefSeq lists its product as uncharacterized. Gene Ontology annotation, biological process: tRNA methylation. Gene Ontology annotation, cellular component: cytosol. The record is from RefSeq and is a predicted model, not a curated record. Lineage: Eukaryota; Metazoa; Arthropoda; Insecta; Diptera; Glossinidae. The coding region runs from base 28 to 3498 and encodes 1156 amino acids. The transcript is spliced from 2 exons.
AAAGAAGUAGAAAAAUAAGUAAAAAACAUGGAAGCAAAGACAUUAAAAAGUAGUGAUAUUAAAUACCUUGAAGAAAUUCGCAAAAAGACAUUGGGAAAAGACGAAGCUAUUCAAAUACUGGAACAUAUUAAGGAUAUUAUCGAUAAGGAGUUAUGCAAUUAUGACAAAAAUCCAAAAGUCUUCAACCUACUGAUUAUUAAUCUGGCUACUCGAACAUAUUUUGAAAUCGUUAAAAAAUAUGAUAUAAUAGAAAAUUAUUUUCAUCGUAUAUAUGACAUAUCCAAGUCACAUUUGGGCAUUAAAGAUUUUUUAAUCAUACAAUCCUUGCUACAGAGUAACCACUUCAACCAAUUGGAAUUUGAGUCAAUGAGAUUACUAUGCCACGAAGCCCUCGGCAAAGCGGUAGAUAAAAAUCAUUCAUCAUUAUUAAUCAUCAUGAGAUGUCUUAAUCUGUGUUGUAAAAAAUCGCCAGACUUAGAAAUGCCAACCUUACGUUUGGAUCAAAUUUACUUCUGCUUACAAUGCGGUCAGAAUUCUAUCAAGGAUGAAGUUUUACAUCUAUUAAAUAAUUCCUGCCUUAACAAAGCGACGGCACUCGCUUACUUCGUGCAUAUCGUAAAAUUUUGGCCUUGGACAAAUCGGAAUAAAUUGUACAUACUUGGUAGUAUCUUUACGAGAAAUUCUUUAGAAGAAUUUUUAUUACUAACGGACUAUGAUAAGAAAGACUUUUUAAAUGGAUUACGUAUGAGUCUUUAUCAUAAAAAUCUACUUGCCCCUAGUCAAUGUCUUAUAAAAAAGCUAAGUGAUCGUGCCUCGGAUCACAUAUUGCCCUUUAUUGCUGAUGUAUUAACUAAAGGCUCGGAAAUUGAAAUUCGAAAUUUAUAUGCCCAUUGGAUUCCGUAUGUAUGUAAAAAGGAUCAGCUAUUUCAAAUCAUUCAACAAAUAUUGAAGGAAGUAGAUUAUAUACAAAGUGAAAGUAAUUUAGAGGAUAAUUUAAGCGAUUACCGUUCAAUUAUAUUACUUAGCACUUUUUCAAAGCAUGUUUUUAAUUUGUCUAAAUUAUAUUUUUUUAAAUUUAGCACAGAAUUGUUAACGAAUUGUUUUCAAUUUAAUUUAGAAGUGCAACUGCAUAUAUUUGCAUUUAUUGUAGAUAAUUUAGAAAAUUUCGCAAUCGAGGAUAGUUUAGAAUUCAUUUAUCAUUUCAUAGAAUCUCACAUCUCUGUGGAAAGUUCACAUUUUCGAAAUAGCAUUUUCGCUAAAAUGCCCGCCGUCAUCAAUUAUACGGCAAAAAUAUUUGCAAGACUGGGCGAGCCAUCGUCAUCAUCUGCAGCGAGCAUUACAAAAUUCUUCAAACAAUUGCAAGAACUAUGCGAGAAGAAUAUGAACAACACUCUAUAUCAGCCAAAGAUUUUUUCAUUGAAAAUGAUCGAAAUACUUAUGAAUUCGCUUUACAUCGACAGUGUGAAAAAAAAUGCGAAAAGUUGCCAAAUAUCUGAAAAUGGGAAACUCGGUUCCUUUUUGAAGAGACGGAAUGUAAUAAAUGCGACAGAAAUGUGGAAAAGCUUAUACGUUUCAUUGGAGGAUACUACCACCGCUUUUGAGGAUAGCCGUGAAACUACAUUAAAUCUUAUGCAAUUAAUGCCUGGACAGGCGCCUAAUAACUCUAUGAUAGAAAUGUGCAAGACAAUGUUUUCUUCACCCGAUAUCGACAAAUGUAAUUUAAGUUCGAUAUAUGCAACAAUUCUUUUACAGAAUGACCCGAGCUCUGAAGACAUUUGCUUAUUAGUUCAUGAUAUUAUUGUUCGACUGGGCGCCAGUAUAAAAUCUUUUAACGAAGAUCCUUUAUUAGCUUGUAAGAGCGGACAUUUAUUUGGAUAUAUAUCUGUACUUGAUACAAUUGCCAAAUCUAGAGCAGAUUUAAUAUUGAAGAGUAUUUCUAAAAUUUUAUGCAUUUCUGAGGCUAUUGUAAAUACUAUACUGGAUAUGCUUAGUCUUUCGAAUACAACGUAUAAACAAUAUAAUGUCACUUUCGAGGACAUGGAUCAGAGCCUUGAAAUGUUGAUUGCUCGUAGUGAAUAUAUAAGUGAAAAUCAUGAAGAUGACAGGAAAUUUUUGAUCACCUCCUUUUGGUUUAGUUUGAGAGCAUGCAGUGAUAUUGCUUCUACACUAGGCUGUUUUUUGAUAAAAACUAGUGAAACGUCUGAUGACGAUUGGAAAUGUUUGCGAGCUUGCCUACAAAUUAUUGAAUCUAUAUUGAUACAUACAAGACACAAAGGAGCUACAGAAGCGGCUGGAUCUUCCAUUGGUCAAUUGACGAAAAAUAUAACGUUGCAAUUGCCUACCAGUUCCCGGGCUUAUAGCUUUUUGUGCACACGCGUUCAGUGUCUGUAUCAAUUAGAAGAUAAUUUUAUUAGUACUAGUAGAAGAGGAGCAGGCUUCUCAAUUAUGAUCUUACAUAUUGUAAAAAACGAGAAUAAACGUUCUGGAUAUAUCUUGGAAAAAGCAGUUACAGACCUUCUAAAAAUAUUGAACCUACAACCGUUCGAGGCGAACGAUCACGAUAAAGCAAAUUGUGAUCGCAUUGAGGCUUUGGUUCUUCACUAUCUUUGUGUUUUAGUCAAGGACGCUGAAAUCAAAGAAGCAAUCAGCCCAUAUUACAGUGAAAUAUUAAUGGCUACUGUAAAAUAUAUCGACAGCGCUGAGUGGACUACAUACAAUGCUUCAUUGCAAUUGUUUAGCUCUUUAGUCAAUAAGAUAACCGCUCAACGCAGUCAAUGCGGUCAAUGCGAGGAUAGAACUUUAAAUUGGGAGCCUUCAGAUAUUACAUUUAGCUAUAUUUUGCGUAAAUUUCCAAUAGUUUGUGAUUACAUUUUAAGCUAUUGUUUAUCAAAAAAAACUUCAACGAAAUCCCUUCUUCUGUAUUUGGGAUUUUUGCAAAAGGUGGAAUACUUGCAUGGGGAUGAAACGUCGACCGCUUCUUUCAUGCAAUCAUUUCGUCAACUCACUUGGAAUCUGCUUAGUCACCAAUGUGAAAAAAUAAGAAAACUCGCCUCAACUUGCUUUGUUAGAGCUCACGAGUUCACACACGAAUUGCCCUUAAUUUUGCUUCAAAUAUCUGCAAUUUUAUUUAAAGUGAAAAAUGAAAAUUUCUUGGAAGGCUUAAUACUUACAUUAAAGGACGGUUGCUUGAAAAUUAAACAUGAAUCGCGUUUUAUGCCUAAUAUUGAUAGCUACGAUUAUUUAAUGGGACAAAUACGAAAUGUUAUUGAAAGUAAUUGUAGACAAAUUAAACCUUGGAAGUUCUAUACGUUGUGUAAACUUUUGGAUUUGCUUUUAUUGCUUAACUUUGAUCAGAAAGGAGUAGUUAUUAAAAACGUAAUUAAAUGGAAAACAAAUGAUAAAUAUUGUAUUGGAUAUGAUUUGUGGUUAAAUUGCAUAGACAAUUCGACAGUUCGCCUUAAGUAUCCUCCUCUCAUUACAUGGUCCGAUGCAUCGUAAUCGUAAUAUAGAUAUAGAUUUUUAUAAAAAUACGAAAAUUUGAAUGAAACGUUAAGAAAAAAAAAAGAUAAAACUAUAAAUGGCUUAA